UUUCAUUGUUUUCAGCUGAAAGACAUGCCGUGUACGUUGAGAGAAUACAAAGGCCAGGAGCCCAGUGGGCUAAACAAUGUCCAUCGACAGGCACCGAGGCAAAGCUCAGAUCUACAGAAGUCAGUUUGAAACUGAUCGGUUGGAGUGGAUGACAACCUCAAACGCUCGUGACGGAAUGCAAAUAGCAUCCGUUGUCUCCAUGGUAACCUCAACGCGGUAGCAUCACCUGUUCCGAUUGGUGGACGACACACUGAGCUUGAGUAUCGCGUUGCUUCACACGUCCAUCACUACACUAUCGACUCUCCAUCGCAAAUAACUUAAUAACACCGGAAUUACCUAACCCUUGGGUGUAGGGGCUAGAUGCUAUGGUGUAUCAAAUAUCGGCGUUUUAAACCUACGCCAUACAAUAAAGAGAAUAACAACCAUGCCCAGUCCGGGUAAAAACGCAACUCAAGGACCAGCAGCAUCCCUGAAAUCUAAAGCAACUGAUAACAAAUCCUCUAAUGAACUUAGGAGACUUCUAUCCUUGCUCGAAAAGCCUUUGCCCAGACAAGAGGGGGCAGCACUGAGUCGCGGUAAAACCAAACCCGAAGGCGCGCGUCCUGCCAACGACGCUGUGUGUCGGAACAUGGGCAACACGUCCACUGAGUCUGCCCUGCUGGAUAAGUUCAGCGUGACUUAUAGUGUCCAGAGGUGUUUCCGAAGCCACCCACAACACAAACUGUUUUCAGGCAUCCUCACCUGUCUGGUGAAGAACAGGCUGUGCAGAGACUGGAUGGACAGCGCCGCCCCAGAGUCCGCCCUCAGAGUCCUGGUCUGCCUGCGCCUCCUCAUCAGAGACCCCCACUAUCAGGUGCUCCUUCAUCAGCUGCACGGUGUCGGUUUGCUCGCUCAGCACCUAGAGUCUGUCACGGACCAAUACUUGCAACAGGGCGAGCGACCGUGUUCCGUGCAGAUUCUGGGGACCCUGACCUAUAUGUUUCAGAAGCUAUCAGCCCUGGAAGGUCAGAGGGACUGGGUCAUCAGAAGCGGAGCCCACACGACUCUGGUGAAGCUGCUGUCCUCCAGAGACAGUAGUGUGCUGCUGGGGACACUGCUGGCUCUCACCAGCCUGGCAGAGAGCCCAGAGGGCAGGGAGAAGAUCGGGGAGUGGCCCCUGGUGGAAGACCUGCUGGUGAUCCUGCAGGAGUACGACUCCUUAUCCAAGAGGAUGGCGGCGGAGCUGCUGCGCCUGCUGGCCCCGGUGCCGGGGGUCCGGCAGCAGUUGUGGGACCUGGAGGGUCUGCCGGUGUUGCUGGGUCUGCUGCACGGCCGCCACCUGCGGCUGCUGUGGAGCUCGGCCUGGGUGCUGGUGCAGCUCUGCCAGGACCCGGACGCCCGCGCAGAGGUCCGCAGCUGGGGGGGCCUGCAGCAGCUGCUCCGGCUCCUCAACAGCGAGGGGACGUUCGUGUCGGACCGCUCCUCCGUCGAGGACCUCUCCAGCGCCAACGCCGCAGGCCGCCUCCAGGGACCGCCCUGCUCGGAGGAGCUCCCCCCCGCGGAGCAGAGGGCCAGCACCCUGGCCCUGCAGGCUGCAUGCUGUGCAGCUCUGACGGAGCUUGUCCUGGACGACUCCAACGCCUAUCACCUGGUUCAGGAGAACGGCAUCUACGUCGUUGCUAAGCUGAUUCUGCCCCAGGACCCUGCUGUGAAGGCAGCCUCUCUACAGUGCUACGCCUUCCGGACCCUACGGUUCCUCUUCAGCGUGGAGAGGAACAGAGCUCUCUUCAGAAGGCUUUUUCCCACAGAGCUCUUUGAGAUGUUUAUUGAUGUUGGACAUUACAUCCGAGACCUGACAGCAUACGAAGCUCUGCAGGCCGCAGUCUCCCUCUACACUGAGGAGGAGCUCCGGGCUUUGAGGGAGGGCAUUGAAUCCUCCAAUCAGAAUUGCCCGCCAAUCAGGGUCAUAAAUGGCUACGCGGUGCUGGACCACCUCGGCACUGGGGCCUUCGGCAGCGUCUUCAAGGUGCGUAAGCAGUGUGGGCAGAACCUGCUGGCUCUGAAGGAGGUGAACCUCCUCAGCCCGGCCUUCGGGAAGGACAAGCGCUCCCGGGACAGCACGGUGGAGGACAUCGUCUCUGAGCUCAACAUCAUUAGAGAGCAGAUGUCUCAUCCCAACAUCGUAAAAUAUUACAAGACGUUUCUAGAAGGGGGCCGGCUGUACAUCGUGAUGGAGCUGAUAGAGGGCGUGACGCUGGCCGACCUCUUCAGUGCUCUGAAGGAGAAGCAGCAGAAGCUCACCGAGCAGAGGGUCUGGAACAUCUUCGUCCAGAUGUGCUUUGCGCUGAGGUACCUGCACAAGGAGAAGAGGAUCGUCCACCGCGACCUCACGCCCAACAACAUCAUGAUGGGGGACCGGGACAAGGUUACGAUCACGGACUUUGGGCUGGCUAAACAGAAACAGGAGAGCAGCAAGCUGACAUCAGUGGUGGGCACCAUUCUUUACUCCUGUCCAGAGAUCGUUAAGUGCGAGCCUUACGGGGAGAAGGCCGACAUCUGGGCCCUGGGGUGCAUCCUGUACCAGAUGACCACCCUGCGGACCCCCUUCUACAGCACCAACAUGCUGUCUCUGGCCACCAAGAUCGUGGAGGCCGUGUACCAGCCUGUGGAUGACCCACUGUUCUCAGAGAGAGUCACCGGCAUGAUCAAGUGGUGUCUGAGCCCCGACGCCGAGCGGCGGCCCGACGUGGUGGAGGUUAGCGCCAGCAUCUCGGACAUCAUGAUGAGCCUGAUGGACAGCUUCUACGCCUCCCAUCAUGCACUGCAGCGCCGGGCGGACCGGGACAGGAAGCGCGCGCAGAAGUACUUCCUGGAGCGGCACAAGGGGCAGAUGGGCGGUCUGAUCUCAGGCCCCCCGCAGGUAGCUCCCCAGGGCCCAGAGGAGGCCACCAUGAAGACCACAACACCGGCUCCUCCUUCUGCAGCCUGCCGCUCAGACCAACCGCAGCAGAAUGGGGGUCAAGCGGACGCCUCAGAUGAUGUUGUUGAUGUCGGCAGGAAAAGCAGCAAUGGCUUCUCAAGGAAACCUGAACGGUCUGGCCGAAACACGGUCCCACCAGACACCCCUCUAUCUGGGGACAACUGCGCUGUUCCAAAAACUAAGCCACGACCAGCCUCUGCAGGGAUCUCCAUCUCCCAGCGGAGGCUCCGAGAGCUGGACGACCCCAUCCAGAAGUUCCUGGUCCUGCUGCACAAAAUCAUCUACAUCACCCAGCUCCCUCCAGCCUCUCACAGCAGGGGCCGCGGGAGGCGGCUGGUGGAGAGGUUCAAGAAGUCCCUGUUCCACCAGGGGAGCAGCGCCCUCGGCCUGAAGGUCACGCUCAGCAAGGUGCUCCUGGGCUCCUCUGAGCCGGUGGAACUGGGCUCAGCCAGCUCCGACUGGUGGCAGCAGAGUCUCUCCGUCAAGGCCCCACUGAACGCUCCUCAUAAGCCAGAGACGAUGGACGAAGGUUCCUUCAGGGACGGUGUGUCUUACGAACAAAUGCAGGCGGUCAUCGAGGAGGUGUUGGAGGAGAGCCGAUACUACGAAGGCUCAGGAGCCAGGGGGACGCGUGUGGGUAGUAUGGUUCAAGGUCAUUAACACAUGUUCACUAACCCUCCCAAUAAGAUCAAAACCGCCUC
This is a messenger RNA of Gadus morhua (Atlantic cod), 3660 nucleotides long. It is a transcript of the gene nek10, whose product is annotated as NIMA-related kinase 10. Gene Ontology annotation, molecular function: protein binding; ATP binding; protein serine/threonine kinase activity. Gene Ontology annotation, biological process: positive regulation of MAP kinase activity; regulation of cell cycle G2/M phase transition; protein phosphorylation. The transcript is spliced from 36 exons. NCBI's taxonomy places the organism in Eukaryota, Metazoa, Chordata, Actinopteri, Gadiformes, Gadidae. The record is from RefSeq and is a predicted model, not a curated record. Bases 425 to 3619 code for a protein of 1064 amino acids.